Spathaspora passalidarum NRRL Y-27907 is the source of this 1405-nucleotide messenger RNA. RefSeq lists its product as uncharacterized. The transcript has 2 exons. NCBI's taxonomy places the organism in Eukaryota, Fungi, Ascomycota, Pichiomycetes, Serinales, Debaryomycetaceae. Bases 32 to 1183 code for a protein of 383 amino acids. The record is from RefSeq and is a predicted model, not a curated record.
CUUCCAGUUUAGUAUUAUAAUAAUAGUUAAGAUGACAAAAUAUACUUAUACUAUCAGGUGGCCUACCGUUGAUGCUCAUAUCAAGUCCAUCCAGAUCACGGGUACUUUUGAUAAUUGGUCCAGAUCAAUUCCCGCAAAAACUGAUUUCACUCAGGGGUAUUCCCAAGAAAUUAUCACUAAUGAAAAACAAAACAUUGUUUUCAAAUUUGUUCUUAAUGACAAUGAUUGGAUCACUAAUGAUCAAUUCAAGAUUCAAUAUGAUGAAAGUGGUAAUUCCAACAAUGUUAUUGAAGCUGAUGAAUUGAUUGAAGUUGAUGCUCCAAUUACUGAUGCUACUGUCAAAUCUGAAGAAUUAAAUAGCAAGGAUGUUGAAGAAGAAAUUGUUGACAAUAAGCAUAUUGCUGAAACUGCUAGAGAUAUUCCUCAAGAAAUUGCUGCUCCAGAAGAAAUUGAAGAACUCGUUGAAGUUCCUGAUGUUGAAGAUGAAGAACCAGUUGAGAAUAUCAAGAAAGAAGUUGCUGCUCCAAUUGAACAAUUUGAGGAAGAUACGCACUAUAGUCCUGAAAACGAAAUUAAUUCCAGUGCUGUUCUUGUUUCUGAAGAAGAUCCUGUUCAUGUUGAAGUUCCUGAACAUUCAAUUCAAUCUCCUUCAAAGUCAAUCAUUACUUCUGAAGAUGAAAUUAUUUCUGAUAUUGAUGAGAAAUCUUCAUCUCCAAUUUCUACCCAACCGGUUCACGCUCAACAGCAAUCCUUAUCUCAAGUUUUGACUUCAUCUUCUUCAUUUGCUGCAGUUUCUUUGCCUCCUUCCCUGUCUGAACAAGACUACGAACACCUUAAAGGUGAAGAUGCCGAUGCUGAAGAAGAUUUCGAUACCCCAACUAACUCCUUGGGUAAUUCAAGUGCUGAUAAACAAAAUGAUGAAUUCACUUUAUCCUCUAAUCAAGCUACUACUGCUGCUACCGCUGCUUCAGAUAAACCUAUCAAGCCAGUGUUGUUAUCACAACCAUCUGAAUCUACAAUUGAAAUGACUAAAGAAAAUAUCAUGAAGAUUCCAGGUGGAUAUCCAGCCAGUCCAGAACCAAAGGCUACUGCUGCUGCUGCUGCUGCUGCUGCUUCUCCAAAGAAAGAAGCUGGAAGUAGAAGAGAGAAUCUUAUUUCCAGAUUCAAGAGUUUAUUUAGAUAGGGCGUUGAUGUUGCAAUGUUGCAUAUUUAUUCCCUUUUUUUUGUGAGUUUAUUUGAACAUCAAUUUUGCCAUUUUACUUGUGUUUUUAUGUAUAGAAUUUUAAAGGUAAUUUGGCAGUCUUUGUUCUUGCUCCCCAGUGUGUAUUAGUUUAGUAUUUCUUGUUUUUCAUGGAUCUGUUUAUGGCUCCAACUUUCAUUAUUUAAUAUAUUAAGUUAUUGUUAC